Fonsecaea multimorphosa CBS 102226 is the source of this 2307-nucleotide messenger RNA. RefSeq lists its product as uncharacterized. The transcript is spliced from 4 exons. Bases 1 to 2307 code for a protein of 768 amino acids. The record is from RefSeq and is a predicted model, not a curated record. Gene Ontology annotation, cellular component: nucleus. Gene Ontology annotation, molecular function: DNA-binding transcription factor activity, RNA polymerase II-specific; DNA binding; zinc ion binding. Gene Ontology annotation, biological process: DNA-templated transcription; regulation of DNA-templated transcription. Lineage: Eukaryota; Fungi; Ascomycota; Eurotiomycetes; Chaetothyriales; Herpotrichiellaceae.
AUGACCACUUACACAGCGGUCCAAACCUCUCCUACCGUCGCCUCCGAAGAGAGAAAUUCCUCUGUCUCAGGGAGCGAUGCUGAGAACGAGGACGGCAAUGCCGAUAAUACGCCGGAGGAUGGCAUCACCUCGAGCAAAAAGAGAAAGAGGCUCUUGAAAAUCUCCUGUGAACUCUGCAAGGCCCGGAAAGUCAAGUGUGACAGAGCAGAGCCUGCUUGUGGCUGGUGCGCCCGCAACAAUCGAACAUGUGUUUACAAAGAGCGACAAAAGCCCGGUCUUCGGGUCGGCUACGGCCGCGAACUCGAGGAGAAGAUCAAUCGCCUCGAAGCCCUUCUCCAAGUCAUGGGGCGCCGACUCGAAGAGCACAUCGCUGAACAUGGCGACUUCUCAACCCAUCGACCGGGGUCCCUUCACAUGUCUCAUCCACCCCGAUCCGCUUCAUUCAACGCUUACCCCCAGAACGACCCUCGCCCGUCGACUGCCAGUAUUGUUUCCCAAGACACUCCCGGUUCCGAUCCUAGAUGGCCUGUCGCUAAUGCCUAUGAACGAAUGCAAUACCCCCGGCCACAAGAUGCCAUGUCCAUCCGAUCAGUUGUGGACAAUGGCGGUCACGAGCUGGUGUCCCAAAGCGAGAGACCCCAUUCAGCAGCUUGGUUUCCAACAGCUACACCUGCGCCAUCGAUGCCGGACUCGGAACUACCGCCAUACGACCUGCUGUAUACCUUGGUUGAUCUCUAUUUCAAGCAUGUCAACCCGUGGUCUCCCAUCUUGGAUCGUAAGGCCACGUUUGAUGCCUUCUUCGGCUCACAGUCGAUGGACGAUUCGGACAAGGUGCUCAUGCACGCUAUUGUGGCCACCACGAUGCGCUUCUCCAAAGAUUCACGCCUGACCCCUGAGUCGAGAAAUCAGUUCCAUGAGAUCUCCAGGCAAAAGAUCAUGAUGUAUGCUCUUGACCACCCGAACGUACGCGCCCUCCAAGCGCUGGUGAUCCUCGCCGUCGAUGUGCUCGGAACGUCAAACGGCCAACAGGGCUGGAAUUUACUUGCUCUGAUCACGCGCAAUAUCGUCCAACUGGGGCUAGAUGUUGAGAAGAGCGCAUACCUUGAAUCCAGCACUUAUCCGUCGGCGACGCUUCUUCAGGCCGCGCAACCUCAAUCAUGGAUUGAGAGUGAAGAGCGCCGACGUCUGUGUUGGAUGACAUUCAUUCUUGACAGAUACGCGACAGUCGCUACCGCAGACGCCUUUACCCUGGACGAAAGGGAGAUGGACCGAUGUCUGCCUUGUCGUUACGAUCUCUUCUCCCGAAACGAACCUGUUGAGACGAGGUGGCGUCGGCGGGGCGCACCUUCGGAAUUGAUUGUCAACAAACCAGAAAACUUGGGGAGUUUCUCCUACCACUGUGAAGUUCUCGGGAUCUUAAGUCGCAUCCAUCGAUUCCUCCAUCAACCUCUCGAUAUCACGCGCCAUUCCGACAUACAACGCUGGCGUGAGACUUACCGUGGCCUAGAUGGCGAAUUGAAUGAUUGGCUGCAGAACUUGCCGGGCGAAUACGGGAAGAUCUCUCAACUCUGCCAUUCAGACCCUGGAAGCAGGAUCUCUAACUGGAUCAUGCUUCAUGCGGCGUUUGUCACGUCCGUUAUCCGUCUGCAUUCUUCCGCCGCUUAUCCGACCAUUAAAUCUCCCGUUUUCACACCUUCAUACCAUGCAAUCCAACGCUGUCUAGGCGCCGUGGAGAGCUUAAGAGAGAUCGCCCAAGACGUUAUGAAUACCGGCAUGCUAGCACUUCUAGGCCAUCCAUUUGCGUUUGCGCUGUGGGUCUCUGCAAGGCUGCUACUCGUCCAUGCAGCGACAAUGGAGUGUGAGGUGGACCCAAAAAUCAUGUUCUUCAUCUCCACUCUCGAGCAGAUGGGGCGGCAUUGGCAGGUUGCUGGGGACUACGCUAGGAUAUUGAACGAUGUGGUGCAAGAGGGAAGCAAUGGUUCGGGCAGGACAUUCACCGCGAUGAGAAGAUGUGCUUACGAAUUAAACCUCCUAACCUCGCAACGUCCUCAUUCCGUCCUUGACACUGUUACAACGCACAACUCAUCGCAGAGCGAACUCGAAUUUCUGGAGGUCUUUGACUUUUUCAACUACCCUCGAUUGGAUUCCAUCGCAUGGAACAACGCUUUUGAUGCAUCUGUGUCAAUCGCGAAUCAAAACCAAACGACGCCGACACAAGGCCAGCCGCCGAACUAUCGAGCCACGCCGGCUUUUGUCAUCCCGAACCCGGAGAGCGAUUGGUUGAUAUUUAAGCCGCCGUAUGAGUAG